CUUUUGGUGCCACUUGUAACCUCAUACCGCUAUGAGGGAAUAGAGGUGAACAGAAAUUUGGCAAAAUCUGAGGCCAAGAUGCUGCAUGAAAAGAUCACUGACAAGGCUUACAGCCAUGAAGAACUCAUUUGGAUUAUCACUGCAAGGAGCAAAGCUCAGUUGAUUGCAACAAUAAGUCAUUACAAAAAUGAGUAUGGUAAAUCCAUUAUUAAGGAUUUAAAGUCUGAUCGCAAAAACGAGUUCCUCGUUGCAUUAAGAGCGAUCAUACGUUGUACAUGUUACCCAGAGAAAUACUUGGAGAAAGUAAUCCGAUUGGCUAUAAAAGGUCUACGAAUCGAUGUAAAUUCUCUUACUCGAAUAGUUACUACUCGUGCAGAGGUUGAUCUGAAGACGAUAGAGGCGGUCUACUACAAGAGAAAUAGUAUGUCACUCAAACAAGUAGUCAAGGAUCACACUUCGGGAGAUUACAAGACAAUGCUCAUUGCAUUGCUAGGAAAUAAUGCUUGAGUUUUUCCAUUGUUUAUUCUUG
Musa acuminata subsp. malaccensis (wild Malaysian banana) is the source of this 529-nucleotide messenger RNA. The record is from RefSeq and is a predicted model, not a curated record. Lineage: Eukaryota; Viridiplantae; Streptophyta; Magnoliopsida; Zingiberales; Musaceae.